AUGGCAACCGCAUCUAUCUCCGCUCACUACUUUCCGGAAGAGCCUAAGGAGCCUAUUGUUAACACAGCAAGCAACUCCCAAUCCAAAUCCAAAGAGGCAAUUGAAAAAUUAAGCAAGAAAUUUGAUGCUCGUGGUGUUUACUUUGUUGCCGAUUAUGCUAAAUCAAUUGGUAACUAUAUCGCUGAUGUAGAUGGUAACAUGUACUUAGAUGUCUAUGCACAGAUCUCGUCAAUUGCAUUGGGUUAUAAUAAUCCAGCAUUGAUUGAUGUCGCCAAGUCCGAUAAAAUGAUUAGAGCCAUCGUUGAUCGUCCAGCAUUGGGAAAUUUCCCAGGCAAUGAUUUAGAAGAAAUCGUUGGGGACAUUUUGAAGGUUGCACCAAAAGGCCAAGAUAAGGUGUGGUCUGGAUUAUCUGGAGCUGAUGCUAAUGAAUUAGCAUUUAAAGCUGUAUUUUUUUGGUAUCAGUCGCAAAAGAGAGGAUACAGAGCGGACUUUACGGCACAGGAAAUUGAAUCCGUUAUGAAGAAUCAAGCUCCUGGUUCACCAGAGUUGGCCAUCUUAUCGUUUGAACGUGCUUUCCAUGGUCGGUUAUUUGCAUCCGGUUCAGCCACUUGCUCGAAACCAAUUCACAAAUUAGAUUUACCAGCAUUCAAGUGGCCAAAAGCUCAAUUCCCAUCCUACAAAUAUCCAUUAGAAGACAAUGUCGAAGUUAAUAAAAAAGAAGACGAAAGAUGUUUACAGAUUGUUGAAGAUUACUUUAAAACUUGGAGUGUCCCAAUUGCCGGAAUUUUAGUUGAGCCUAUUCAGUCAGAAGGUGGUGAUAACCACGCCUCGGCAGAAUUCUUUCAAGGCUUGAGAGAUAUCACAUUGAAGAAUGGCGCUCUUUUGAUAAUGGAUGAAGUGCAGACUGGUGUUGGUGCCACUGGAGUCAUGUGGGCUCAUGAAAAAUUUGAUUUACAACCGCCUCCAGAUUUAGUCACAUUCUCCAAAAAAUUUCAGUCGGCAGGAUACUUCUUCCACGACCCUGAAAUCAUACCAAACCUCGCCUAUAGACAGUUUUGCACUUGGUGUGGUGAUCCAGCAAGAAUGAUUUUAGCUGGAGGUAUUGGUAAGGAAGUUGUCAAGCACAAUUUACCAGCACGAGCAGCUCAAGUGGGAGACUACUUGUACCAAAAGUUGGAAGCUUUGCAACAAAAGUAUCCAAAAUACUUGCGUGACUUGAGAGGUAAAGAUAGAGCUACUUUUAUUGCAUGGUCUUUGGAAAAUAGCGCAACAAGAAACAAAUUUUUGAGUGAUAUGAAGAAUGCAGGUAUCAAUAUUGGUGGCUGUGCUGAAGACUCUGUUAGAUUGAGGCCAACAUUAGUCUUUGAAGAAAAGCACGCCGAUAUACUUGUUGCCGCUAUUGAAAAAGUUUUGUCAACCUACUAA
This is a messenger RNA of Lodderomyces oxycetoniae, 1425 nucleotides long. RefSeq names its product 4-aminobutyrate transaminase (gene UGA1). The transcript has a single exon. Gene Ontology annotation, cellular component: mitochondrion. Gene Ontology annotation, biological process: GABA catabolic process. Gene Ontology annotation, molecular function: pyridoxal phosphate binding. The record is from RefSeq and is a predicted model, not a curated record. Bases 1 to 1425 code for a protein of 474 amino acids. NCBI's taxonomy places the organism in Eukaryota, Fungi, Ascomycota, Pichiomycetes, Serinales, Debaryomycetaceae.